This is a messenger RNA of Chenopodium quinoa (quinoa), 498 nucleotides long. RefSeq lists its product as uncharacterized. The transcript has a single exon. Lineage: Eukaryota; Viridiplantae; Streptophyta; Magnoliopsida; Caryophyllales; Amaranthaceae. Bases 1 to 498 code for a protein of 165 amino acids. The record is from RefSeq and is a predicted model, not a curated record.
AUGUCUGAAAAAGAAGGUGGAGCGCCAAGGGGUGAUAGACUCAUUGAUUCUUUUAGGGAGGCUAUGGAUAAUUGUGAUAUCAGAGAUUUGGGGUUCAAGGGAAGUGUGUUCACAUGGGAAAGGGGAAAUUCCAUUACUACAUUCGUUCGUGAAAGGCUGGAUAGAUUUGUGGUUGAUGAUGAGUGGUGUAAUCUUUUCCUGGAUUUUAAAGUCUGUAAUAUGCCGAUUUUCAAAUCAAAUUCCGACCAUGCUCAAAUAAUACUGUCAACUGAGAAGAUAAAUGAUAGACACAGCAGUGGCUCAACUUUCAAAUUUAAGUCCUUAUGGUUGUCGCGUGAGGAAUAUAGUGAAGUUGUGGCAAAAGGUUGGGAGGAUAGUUUUGGGUUAGAUAUGGGGAGAAGAAUGGCAGUAUGUGGUGAUAAACUUGCUUCAUGGGCGGCUCUUACUUUUGGCUCCGUGAAGAAGCGAAUUAAGGAGGGGGAGGAAAAAAAUGCGUGA